Messenger RNA from Anoplopoma fimbria (sablefish), 2746 nucleotides. It is a transcript of the gene gnai3, whose product is annotated as guanine nucleotide binding protein (G protein), alpha inhibiting activity polypeptide 3. Gene Ontology annotation, biological process: adenylate cyclase-modulating G protein-coupled receptor signaling pathway. The transcript has 9 exons. The record is from RefSeq and is a predicted model, not a curated record. The coding region runs from base 523 to 1587 and encodes 354 amino acids. Gene Ontology annotation, cellular component: heterotrimeric G-protein complex. Gene Ontology annotation, molecular function: GTPase activity; GTP binding; G protein-coupled receptor binding. NCBI's taxonomy places the organism in Eukaryota, Metazoa, Chordata, Actinopteri, Perciformes, Anoplopomatidae.
GCUGCGCAGGAGCUGCGGACUUGAAGGAAAGAAAUCUAAUGAUUGUUAUUGCUAGUUUUUAUCUAAACGCGGUGCAUUAUAGACCUGAGCCUGAUUUUUCUUCAAUUGAUUAAUAUAUAUUUUUUCAUUUCUACUUAACAUACUUUUGAUUAGUUUUUCCCACAAUCGUAAGUUCUUGUGAGAGUAGGCUGCAAACUUCGGAUGAUCUUUUCUUUUUUUUUUUUUUUUUUUUUUAACUCUUCGGGGAUUUUGUUUACUGAAACCCUGCAGCUGAUCGGCUGUACAGACUGGAGUGUGUGGACUGAAACAGUGUAAACUCAGCAUCAGACUGUGGCUUCAGUUGGACCGACGAGCCUCCGGUGCCAACGCCUUCCCCCCUCUCUCUCUGUCUCUCUCUCUGUCUCUCUCUCUCUCUCUCCGCUGCUCCAGCUCGCACAGGGCUCGUUUGACGGCGUUUUCCUUCAACUCAUGAGCUGCUGAAACCACAAUCCGACACUAGAGAAGUGGUGUGAGAGAUUCAAAAUGGGCUGCACGAUCAGCGCCGAGGACAAAGCUGCGGUGGAGAGGAGUAAAAUGAUUGACAAAAACCUGCGGGACGACAGGGAGAAGUCCUCCAGAGAAGUGAAACUGCUUCUGCUUGGUGCUGGGGAAUCUGGGAAAAGCACAAUAGUGAAGCAGAUGAAAAUCAUUCAUGAAGAUGGCUACUCAGAAGAGGAGUGCAAGCAGUACAAAGUGGUGGUGUACAGCAACACCAUCCAGUCCAUCAUGGCCAUCAUCAGGGCGAUGGGCCGGUUAAAGAUAGAUUUUCGGGAUGCUGCACGGGCGGACGAUGCCCGCCAGCUGUUUGUCCUGGCAAGCUCAGCCGAGGAAGGUGUGAUGUCGGCCGAGCUGACCAGCGUGAUUCAGAGGCUGUGGAGCGAUACCGGAGUUCAGGCGUGCUUCGAUCGAUCACGAGAGUAUCAGCUCAACGACUCCGCUGCAUACUACCUGAAUGACUUGGACAGGAUCUGUCAGCCGACCUACGUCCCGACUCAGCAGGAUGUGCUACGUACACGUGUGAAGACCACUGGCAUCGUGGAAACUCACUUCACCUUCAAAGAUCUCUACUUCAAGAUGUUCGAUGUCGGGGGUCAACGCUCGGAGAGGAAGAAGUGGAUCCAUUGCUUUGAGGGAGUCACAUCUAUAAUUUUUUGCGUAGCGCUCAGUGAUUACGACCUUGUGUUGGCUGAGGAUGAAGAGAUGAACCGGAUGCAUGAGAGCAUGAAGCUCUUCGACUCCAUCUGCAACAACAAGUGGUUCACGCUCACCUCCAUCAUCCUCUUCCUCAACAAGAAGGACUUGUUUGAAGAGAAGAUCGAAAGGAGUCCGCUCACUAUCUGCUACCCUGAAUACCCCGGUGGGCACUCAUACGAAGAGACUGCAGCUUACAUCCAGUGCCAGUUUGAAGACUUAAACAAGCGAAAGGACACCAAGGAGAUCUAUACCCACUUCACUUGUGCCACAGACACCAAGAAUGUGCAGUUUGUGUUCGACGCUGUCACUGACGUCAUCAUCAAGAUCAACCUGAGGGAGAUCGGGCUCUACUAAAGCUUCAGGCCCUUCAGGUGUCAGGAGAAGAAUCAGAACUUCUGGACUGGUAUGUCUUGUCUGCAGAGGGCAAUUGGAAAGUAGGUGAUAACUAAGGACUAAGCUGGAGGCCACGCUGCAUGCAGGACCUAAAUUCCACAAUUUGGGGACUUGAUGCUACAAUUAUUUUUGUCUUAAUAGAUGUUAUGAGGCAAAGCACACUGAGAGAAAGUGAUGAGUGGGGGAGGCUUUUGAAACAAUCACUGUGAGAACUGUGGAGUCUUGUCAUAUUUAAGACCUUUACAUCAGUCAGGAGGCUGGCAGGUAAAGCCCCUCUGAUGUCUCUGACACAAUUAUAAUUUGUCUGUCAUAUGUACAAGGACCAAAGCAGAGAGUGUAUCAAAUCGUUCACUGCAUUUCACAGUUUCACAGUGGAUAUGUAAAUUAUGUUCACUUUUAUUUCUUUUGCAUCUUUUCCUAGCUUGAGUCUAUAUCACAUGGCUUUUAUUGAAUAUUUGUAUAUGUUAUAUUUUAAUUUUUGAGUUGCAGUUAUUUAGUAUUUCCACUUUUGGAUGUGUGAAUGCAAUAACUUAUGUAUGGAGAAGCGUUUUGUGUGAGCAGUUUUGAUGUAUAUAGCGUAACCUUUUGGGUCUGGGAUUAGUUAGCAAGAGUGUAAUGAACUCCGUAGCAACACGGCUGUCUACAUAGUUAGUUAUUAACUAGACAACAUUGUAUUGAACAAUUUUUUUUAUACAUGAGACACAUCACUGCAAAUCAAUUUGUCAAGGGAGACUUCAUUUCCCUGCAUUUUUUUCCAUAGGAGUUUGAAUAUGACUUGUAUAAAACACUCAGUGGAGGUCAAUAUAGAAUAUUCUUUAUUUCAAGGUAUUUUUAAUCCUAUGGAUAUCAGUGAAGAUGUAAAUACACACAUUGAACAUAAAGAGUGGGAAAGUUUGAAAUAGCCAGAAGCUGUAUUUGUUUUCUUUGGCUGCAGCGAUCCAGUAAUCCUGAGGAAGUCUGUGGCUUAUAUACAGAAUACUGUAGUGGAGCACUGUUUGGGUCACAUCAGUCACUUCCUACACAGAGUAAUCCUGGUAGAUAACAUUCCUGAAUGUUUAAGUCUAACUUUUCCGUACUUUGCUGCAGUUGUUUUGGUUCGUUUUACAUCAUUAAAUGGUGG